This is a messenger RNA of Mangifera indica (mango), 1900 nucleotides long. Its product is annotated as probable polyol transporter 6. Lineage: Eukaryota; Viridiplantae; Streptophyta; Magnoliopsida; Sapindales; Anacardiaceae. Gene Ontology annotation, cellular component: membrane. Gene Ontology annotation, molecular function: carbohydrate transmembrane transporter activity. The record is from RefSeq and is a predicted model, not a curated record. Gene Ontology annotation, biological process: transmembrane transport. The transcript has 2 exons. The coding region runs from base 191 to 1702 and encodes 503 amino acids.
UUGACUGAUUUAUCUUCUUUCUUAAUCGGGCCGCUGGUUAGCUUUAUAAUACAACCUGUACUAGUAAGUUAUCGCCAAACAGGUGGGUGCCACCAGGACUGUUUCUCGUUUACUUUCUCAUAAUCUUGCUCACCUUGUAAUUCUAUAUAAGAGGGUUCUGUCAUUGACACUGUCGAGCUCAAGCAGAAACAUGAGUCUGGUUUCCACUGAUCGCCAUGGCGAUCCCCAGAAGUUCAACAAAUUUGCAUUUGCCAGUUCCAUUGUUGCAUCUGUCAUCUGCAUCAUAUUUGGCUAUGACACUGGUGUUAUGAGCGGGGCUAUGAUUUUCAUAAAGGAAGAUCUGAAAAUCAACGAUGUGGAAAUAGAAAUUCUGGCUGGAAUUCUCAAUGUCUGUGCGUUAUUUGGUUCUCUUUUUGCCGGAAGGACGUCGGAUAUUAUUGGCCGGCGUUACACCAUAGUCGUGGCCUCCAUAAUUUUCUUGGUGGGUGCAGUUUUAAUGGGCUAUGGCCCCAACUAUCCAGUCCUUUUAGCCGGAAGAUGCAUCUCAGGCAUUGGCGUCGGCUUUGCCCUGAUGAUAGCGCCAGUUUAUUCUGCCGAGAUUUCAUCUGCAAAAGCUCGAGGGUUUUUAUCCUCUCUACCAGAGCUCUGCAUCAGUAUUGGCAUAUUAUCAGGUUAUUUAUCAAAUUAUUUCUUCGGGAAAUUAACUUUGAAGCUUGGAUGGAGGCUGAUGCUUGGAGUUGCAGCCAUUCCUUCAAUUUUCUUAGCCUUUGUCAUACUAAAAAUGCCCGAGUCUCCAAGAUGGCUGGUAAUGCAAGGCCGUUUAGGAGAAGCCAAAAAAGCACUAUCACUAGUCUGCAAUUCUGAAGAAGACGCUGAAAGGCGCUUUCGUGACAUAAAAAGUGCCGCAGGAUUUGAUGACAACACCAACGAGGAGUUUGUAAAGCCCGCUAACAACAGUGGUGGCAAAGGUGUAUGGAAAGAGCUUUUAUUGAGGCCUACACCGGCUGUCCGCAUGAUCUUAAUCGCCGCCAUCGGAAUCCACUUCUUCGAGCACGCCGUCGGAAUUGAAGCUGUCAUUUUAUACGGCCCAAGAAUAUUCAAGAAAGCCGGUGUCAAGUCCAAGGAGAAGCUCUUGCUGGCCACAAUUGGAGUGGGCAUCACAAAGUUCUUCUUUUUACUGAUAGCUACUUUGUUAUUAGACAGAGUCGGUCGCCGGCGUCUUCUUCUAUUUAGCACAGCCGGCAUGAUUGCAGCUCUAGCAGUGCUGGGUUCCAGUUUAACCGUUGUUGAAAACUCAAAAACAGAACUCUUGUGGGCAUUAACUCUCAGUAUUGUUUCUACAUACGCAUAUGUAGCUUUCUUCAACGUUGGGCUUGCGCCGGUGACAUGGGUUUACAGCAGUGAGAUAUUUCCAUUGAAGUUAAGGGCACAAGGGAUGGCCAUAGGCGUGGCUGUGAACAGGUUCAUGAACGCCUUAAUCUCCAUGACUUUUAUUUCGAUCUAUGAAGCAAUAACCAUUGGUGGAGCCUUCUUUAUGUUUUGUGGCAUUUCAGCGGUUGCCUGGUUUUUCUUCUACUUUCUCUUGCCUGAGACAAAGGGUAAGUCUUUAGAAGAGAUAGAGGCGCUCUUCUCUAAAGGAUCUAAGCCAUCUGCUGAUGCUGAGAUGCAGACAGGAAAUAAUGGCCAGACUGCGAUGGCUUAGCAGCAGCAUAAACUUAAAUUGUGUUGCUUAUCUUGAGAUGGAUCACUAAACCUGGUGUUUCAUCUAAUUGAUAUGAUUGGUUUUGUCAGUCUCGAAGAACAGUCUGGCCGAGGUUUGCCAUAGAUAUUGUAAUUUUAACAAGAAGCGAGCUUAUAUGACAUGUAGUAUACAGUGGUUUUCUAAGAUUUCCUUUCUUUG